Molecule: messenger RNA, 1732 nt
Organism: Rattus rattus (black rat)
Lineage: Eukaryota; Metazoa; Chordata; Mammalia; Rodentia; Muridae
Gene: Slc37a2
Product: solute carrier family 37 member 2
Exons: 19
Coding region: 54-1574 (506 amino acids)
Biological process (GO): glucose-6-phosphate transport; phosphate ion transmembrane transport
Cellular component (GO): endoplasmic reticulum membrane
Molecular function (GO): glucose 6-phosphate:phosphate antiporter activity
Source: RefSeq, a predicted model, not a curated record
CGCGCCGGCUCUGCACCCUCCGUAGUCCCAGCUUCGAGUACCGGCGCCGCAAGAUGCGGUCUUCCCUGGCUCCGGGUAUCUGGCUCCUCCGCGCCUUCUCUAGGGACAGCUGGUUCCGUGGCUUCAUCCUGCUGCUCACCUUCCUCGUCUAUGUCUGUUAUCACAUGUCCAGAAAGCCCAUCAGCAUCGUUAAGAGCCGCUUGCACCAGAACUGCUCAGAUAUUGUCAGACCCAUUAAUGACACCCACGAUCUCAACGAUACCACCUGGUGCAGCUGGAGUCCGUUCGACAAGGAUGACUACAAGGAGCUACUGGGAGCUGUGGACAAUGCCUUCCUAGUGGCUUAUGCCAUUGGCAUGUUUAUUAGUGGAAUCUUUGGGGAGCGGCUGCCCCUGCGUUACUACCUCUCAGCUGGAAUGGUGCUCAGCGGCCUAUUCACCUCCCUCUUCGGCCUGGGAUACUUCUGGAAUAUCCACAUGCUCUGGUACUUCGUGCUCAUCCAGAUCUGCAAUGGCCUUGUUCAGACUACGGGCUGGCCGUCUGUGGUGACCUGUGUUGGCAACUGGUUUGGGAAGGGAAAGCGGGGAUUCAUCAUGGGCAUCUGGAACUCCCACACGUCUGUGGGCAAUAUUCUGGGCUCCCUGAUCGCUGGAAUCUGGGUGAACCAGCACUGGGGACUGUCAUUCAUCGUGCCUGGCAUUAUCACUGCUGUCAUGGGCGUCAUCACCUUCCUCUUUCUUAUUGAGUACCCAGAAGAUGUGGACUGCACCCCUCCCCAGCACCAUGAUGACCUGGAGAAGGAACGGGACAACCCUGAGGAUCCUGUGAACAGUCCCUACAGCAGCAGGGAAAGUAGUGUGGACAUUGCAGCCUGUUCCUCCAAGGAGCAGGGCCCUGAGCCUGAAGCCAUCAGUUUCCUGGGGGCACUCAAAAUCCCGGGUGUGAUAGAGUUCUCUCUAUGUCUGCUCUUCGCCAAGUUGGUCAGCUACACCUUUCUCUACUGGCUGCCCUUGUACAUCUUCAAUGUGGCUCACUUUAGUGCCAAGGAGGCCGGGGACCUAUCCACACUCUUCGAUGUUGGUGGCAUCAUAGGUGGCAUCAUGGCAGGGCUCAUCAGCGACUACACCAAUGGCAGGGCCACCACUUGCUGCGUCAUGCUGAUCUUGGCUGCUCCCAUGAUGUUCCUGUACAACUACAUUGGCCAGAAUGGGAUAACCAGCUCCAUAGUGAUGCUGAUUAUCUGUGGGGUCCUGGUCAAUGGCCCUUAUGCACUCAUCACCACAGCUGUCUCUGCUGACCUGGGUACACACGAGAGCCUGAAGGGCAACGCCAAGGCCCUCUCCACUGUCACAGCCAUCAUUGACGGCACCGGCUCCAUAGGUGCGGCUCUGGGGCCCCUGCUGGCCGGGCUCAUCUCCCCCACAGGCUGGAACAAUGUGUUCUACAUGCUCAUCUCUGCCGACAUCUUGGCUUGCGUGCUCCUCUGCAGGUUGGUGUACAAAGAGAUCCUGGCCUGGAAGACGGCCCGCAGCAGAAACAGUGGCUCUAGUCUGGCCCUAACCCACCCGCGAUAGUAUUUUCCUCAAGUCCCAUGACUUUUGUACAAACAAAUCUGAGGCCUUGAUUGGAAGAACAGUAUAGGCCGUCCCUGCCGGGCACCCAAUGUGCUUCCUAUGAGCAAGAGAAUGGAAACUUCCGUCACAGCGUCACAGCGGGAGGCAAAGCCUCCUGA